CCGCAUCCCUGCCCCUCGGCCCCCAGGACACCCCUCGUGUUUACAGUUCACGGUGAACAUGACAGCGGCCGUUCGGACCUACCGCUGGCAGUGCAUCGAGUGCAAGUCCUGCAGCCUGUGUGGCACCUCGGAGAAUGAUGACCAGCUGCUGUUUUGUGAUGACUGUGAUCGGGGUUACCACAUGUACUGCCUGAGCCCCCCCAUGGCGGAGCCCCCGGAAGGGAGCUGGAGUUGUCACCUGUGUCUUCGGCACCUGAAAGAGAAGGCCUCUGCCUACAUCACUCUCACCUAGGCCUGGCUCUGGCUCACCUGGACCUCUGGGGUGGUGCUUGCCCAUCUGCCUCUCAGAGCUCCUCUACUCUCUUCUCAUCCUUAAUGUGCCACAGUGGGAAGGGGUGCGGGAAGCCUGAGAGGAGGCUGGGCCACCCCCUUCCCUCUGUGCGAGUGGAAUGUUUGCCCUGCGGGUUGGUGGGCCCAGCAGGGCUCCUCUCUAUUCCUCCCUCCUUUCCCAUCCCUUGGCAAAUGGGCACCAGGGGCUUCUGCUCCCCUCAAAGCCAUACCCCGCCUCUGGGCGGGCAUGAGGGGUGGUGGAUGCCAGCCCAGGGCCUGGACCCAGCCUUUUUCUAAAGAAAAAAUCAAAAAGUUAAAAAAAAAAAGAAAUUAAUAUAUACAGAAUCCUAUAAGGCCUGGCUGGGUGAGGGGGCACUGCUGAGUGAGUCCACAGGGCACCAGUCUAUACCAGUUUCCUGCCUGGCAACCCCUCCCCCCAGUUUUGGAGCUGCAACUACCCCACAUCCCCUCCCCAGGUGGGCACCAUUCCCCACUCUUGCCCAAGGCAGAUGGGUGUGGUGCCCACCCUUUAUCCCCUCUUGGUGCCCACUGUGGAUACUGCAUGAUGUUGAACUGUGGCUUUGAAAUCUGUUCCUGCCCCUUCCUGAGAGCCCCACCCUGUCUGCCACCACCACAAGUGUUACUGGUGGGGCAGGCGGGCCCCUGCCCAGCGCCUGCUGGGAUGAGAAGCACAGACUCUGCAAUGGACUAGUUUUUCCUCCUCCCCUGCCCCGAUCCCACGGCCUGGCGGGCUACCC
This is a messenger RNA of Myotis lucifugus (little brown bat), 1088 nucleotides long. It is a transcript of the gene DPF1, whose product is annotated as double PHD fingers 1. Bases 59 to 292 code for a protein of 77 amino acids. The record is from RefSeq and is a predicted model, not a curated record. The transcript has 3 exons. NCBI's taxonomy places the organism in Eukaryota, Metazoa, Chordata, Mammalia, Chiroptera, Vespertilionidae. Gene Ontology annotation, biological process: nervous system development. Gene Ontology annotation, cellular component: nBAF complex.